Haliaeetus leucocephalus (bald eagle) is the source of this 1221-nucleotide messenger RNA. It is a transcript of the gene PALM, whose product is annotated as paralemmin. The coding region runs from base 1 to 1221 and encodes 406 amino acids. Lineage: Eukaryota; Metazoa; Chordata; Aves; Accipitriformes; Accipitridae. Gene Ontology annotation, biological process: regulation of cell shape. The transcript has 9 exons. The record is from RefSeq and is a predicted model, not a curated record. Gene Ontology annotation, cellular component: membrane.
AUGAGCCUGUUAACCGGAGCUCGUGAGACCGGGGUUGUGGAGGCCAGCACCCUUCAGCAGGAGAGGCUGCAGGCCAUUGCGGAGAAGCGGAAACGUCAGACGGAGAUUGAGAACAAAAGGCGGCAGCUCGAGGAUGACAGGCGGCAGCUGCAGCAUCUCAAGUCCAAGGCUCUGCGGGAGAGAUGGCUGCUGGAGGGGGCCCCAGCCUCAGCCUCUGAGGAGGACGAGGCCAUGAAGAAGCAGAUGCAGGAGGAUGAGGUGAAGACCAAGGAGCUGGAGGAAGCCAUCCAGAGGCUGGAGAAGGAGCUGGAGACACUGGAGAACGGCAGCUCGGCGGCUUCCACCAAGGAGAACCUGGCGGCGGUGGCAUCGCCAGCCAAGGAGGAGAAGGCAGAGGCCGUCCCCAACAUGCAGAAGAGUCCCCUGGGCACAGUCAAGGCCGAGAAGAAGGUCUCCAGCAGCCCCAUGAAGGCGGUGGAAGGCACUGACAUGAUGAAGGCAGCCAUGUACUCAGUGGAGAUCACGGUGGAGAAGGACAGAGUGACUGGGGAGACCAAGGUCCUGUCCAGCACCACCAUGCUCCCCCAGAACCACUGUCUGCAGGGGGUCAAAGUGUACGAGGAUGAGCUGAAAGUGGUGCACGCAGUGAGCGCCGAGGACGGAGCCCUGCAGAACGGGGCUCACCCCCUCAGCUCCUCCGAGGUUGACGAGCUCCUGCACAAGGCGGACGAGGCCACCCUGAGCGAAGCUGCCGGGCGGGAGGCCCCGGCCAAGGUGGGCAAGGAGGCCGGCAGCGCCCCGGCCAGCCAGAAGCCAACGCCGCGGCGGGAGAUCACGGGGCUGCAGGCCAAGCCGCGGGAAAGCACCGUGGUGCUGCCGCCGGGCGAGGGGAUGGAGCCGAGCCGGGAGCAGCCCGUCACCAUGAUCUUCAUGGGCUACCAGAACGUGGAGGAUGAGGACGAGACCAAGAAGGUGCUGGGGCUGGAGGGCACCAUCAAGGCUGAGCUGGUGGUGAUCGAGGACGCCGAGAGCAAGCCGGAGCCGGCGUGCAAGGACCACGCGCCGCCCAACGGCACCGCGCUGGAGCCCGUGGCCGCCCAGCCGCUGGGAGAGGAGGGUCCGGGCGGGCAGAAGCCAGGCGCCAACGCCACAGACACCAAGGAGGCCGAGCAGGAGACGGACGUGAAGAAGCAGCGCUGCAAGUGCUGCACGGUGAUGUGA